AUGGAUAUUGAAGCAAAUAGAUAUCAGUAAGAUGCUGCAUACCUCUAUGAAGGUUAGCAAAGCUCUUCAUCUGAAGAAUUUUCUACUAAAUCUCUGAUUAAUAGUCCUAGCUUUAGAAUUUAAUUCAUUAGAAAAGUUUACUCUAUAUUGUUAACAUAACUUUUAUUGACUGCAUUGGUAUGCUAUGCAGGAAUGUAUAAUCCUACUUUUGGUGCUUAUUUAAUUACUAGCCCUGCAACACUUGUUCUUUCUAUUAUUGUUUCGCUUUCCAUUUUACUCGCUAUGUUUUGCAAUAAAAAUGUAAGUAGAAUUGUCCCAGCCAACUAUAUCCUUCUUGGUUUGUUCACUGUUUGUGAAAGCUAUAUUGUCAGUUUCUUUUGUGCUUUGAUUAGCUGGACUGAAUCUGGUCAACCAGAUUACGAAGGGAGAAAUUUAGUUUUACUUGCCGCAUUCUUUACAAUUGGUAUCACUAUCUCUCUAACUGUUUAUGCAUUUACUACAAAGCAAGAUUUCUCAUUCUGUGGAGGGUUAUUAUUUGUUAUGCUUUCUUCUUUUAUUUUAUCUUCUAUUCUACUUGUAUUUUACAAUAACUAUGUCUUAGAAAUAGUAGCUUGUUCUAUCACAGCUAUUAUCUAUGGAAUUUACAUUGUUUAUGACACCUAGAUUGUAGUAGGUGGUAAAUAUUUUGAACUUUCUAUAGAUGACUAUAUCCUUGGUGCUUUAAUGUUAUACAUUGAUAUAAUUAGACUCUUUUUAAGAAUAUUAGAGAUAAUCAUUAGAUCAAAAGGUAAAUGA
Messenger RNA from Tetrahymena thermophila SB210, 795 nucleotides. RefSeq names its product inhibitor of apoptosis-promoting Bax1 protein. Gene Ontology annotation, cellular component: membrane. Lineage: Eukaryota; Ciliophora; Oligohymenophorea; Hymenostomatida; Tetrahymenidae. The transcript has 5 exons. The record is from RefSeq and is a predicted model, not a curated record.